Messenger RNA from Gossypium raimondii (Peruvian cotton), 819 nucleotides. RefSeq names its product two-component response regulator ORR10. The coding region runs from base 151 to 651 and encodes 166 amino acids. NCBI's taxonomy places the organism in Eukaryota, Viridiplantae, Streptophyta, Magnoliopsida, Malvales, Malvaceae. Gene Ontology annotation, biological process: cytokinin-activated signaling pathway; phosphorelay signal transduction system. The record is from RefSeq and is a predicted model, not a curated record. The transcript is spliced from 3 exons.
UGAUUUUCUCCAAUGGGGAUUUGCAUCUUUUGUUUCCCAUUUCCAUCCCUUUUAUAACUCACCUCCCAUUUCUCCUUUUCCUCAACAUUCCAAUCUUCUUUUCUGGGUGUAUUUUGCUUUGUUGAAUUCAUCAUAUCUUCUUCACUAAUCAUGGUUAUGGCUGCUUCCGAGACUAAAUUCCAUGUUCUUGCUGUUGAUGAUACCCUGAUUGAUAGAAAGCUCAUUGAAAAGCUUCUCAAGACUUCUUCUUAUCAAGUUACUGCAGUGGAUUCUGGAACCAAGGCAUUGGAGUUUCUUGGAUUGAACAACAAUGAUCAUCAAGAUGUUAAAGUGAACUUGAUCAUCACAGAUUACUGUAUGCCAGGGAUGACAGGCUAUGAUCUCUUACGAAAAAUCAAAGAAUCUUCAUCAUUCAAAGACAUACCAGUUGUCAUCAUGUCUUCGGACAAUAUCCCAUCAAGAAUCAACAGAUGCCUUGAAGGUGGAGCUGAAGAGUUCUUUUUGAAGCCAGUUCAAUUAUCAGAUGUAAACAAGCUGAGGCCUCAUUUGAUGAAAAGAACGCAAACAAAUGUAAACAAGAGAAAGGCGAUGGAUGAAAUUGUGUCCCCUGAUAGAACGAGGGCAAGAUACAAUGAACUGGAAGUGAAUUGAAUCACCAAAUUCAUCAAUAUUUUCUGAUUUAUUAUUAGAUCAUCAAUUAGGGAAAAGAAAUUCUGGACUCUCUCUCUUUGCUUAACCAAAAUCAGUGUAUAGGAAAGAGGAGAGAGGCUAUGUAAAUCACCAUAAGGAAGAAAUAUAGCUCAAUUUUUUUGAAAUGAA